This is a messenger RNA of Gambusia affinis (western mosquitofish), 1777 nucleotides long. RefSeq names its product NOP2/Sun RNA methyltransferase 3 (gene nsun3). Gene Ontology annotation, biological process: rRNA methylation. Gene Ontology annotation, cellular component: mitochondrial large ribosomal subunit. The coding region runs from base 16 to 1533 and encodes 505 amino acids. Gene Ontology annotation, molecular function: methyltransferase activity. The transcript is spliced from 6 exons. Lineage: Eukaryota; Metazoa; Chordata; Actinopteri; Cyprinodontiformes; Poeciliidae. The record is from RefSeq and is a predicted model, not a curated record.
UUUUUGUAAUUCGAAAUGGAACUGUAUUUUGUAAAGCUAUGGGGGACGAAUUUAAUGAACGUACCCAUCAGGGGUCACCUAUUUUUUCCUAAAAAAUUAAAUGAAAGCGGUAGUUUAGUAAAUUCAUGGUAUUUUGAGAAUUUAACAGUGCCUCCUGUUCGGCGAUUUUACAUUAUGAGGAGGAAGAUUUGUCUGGACCCCAGAACAGCACGGACAUUUCUGCGGUGGCUGUCUUCGUUUGCCUGCCGGCCUGGCCCGGAUGGUUCUUUAUGGCAAAACAAACAGACACGAUCUCUUAAAAACAAGAUAAACACAGGUAAAAGCAGGAGACAGCCAUGUCCAGCAGUCCUCGAUCAUUUUGACCAGCAGUACAGUGAAGAACUGGGAGACUUGUGGGCCUCUGCAAGAGCAGUGCUGCUGGACCCUCCAUCCUGGCAGUAUGGGGUCAUGUUAAACCGCUUCAGCUCUGUGACAGAUAUCACACAGAUUCUUCUGUCUCAGGGCUUUUCAUCACUGCUGCCACAAACAGACGUCUCAGAGCUGCUUCCUAACAAUGACUCCGCUGUGUCUAAUUCUCCACGUCAUGAAGGAAAAGACACUCUCUCACCUCAUUUCUCAAAACGGCCUCCUGGGAACGUUGGUCUCCUGCCCUACAUUACCUCUCAUGCAUUCAGUCAGGCCCAUCAGUCUGAGCGUCCACCCAAAUUUCCUCCUUCCUCAUUACAAUGUUACAUCCACCCACACCCCCUGCGAUUUCCCUCACAGGCCCACCGGCCGGGCCAGCUGAAGCAGUACUACCUCCUGAAUGCUGCCUCGCUUCUUCCAGUGCUGGCUUUGCAAGUGAGAGAUGGUGAUAAGGUUCUGGAUUUGUGCUCUGCCCCCGGAGGCAAAGCUGUCGCCAUAAUGCAAAGUGCAACUCCAGCUCUUCUCUGCUGUAAUGAGCCAGAUCCUCACAGACGGGACUGGCUGGCCAAAACCCUGGAGUCCUUUCUGCCUCCCUCCCUGAGCAGCAGAGUGAUGGUGUCUGCACAGGAUGGCCGCUUCGUUGGGCAAAGCGAAGCCGGUUUUUAUGACAAGGUUUUAGUUGAUGCUCCUUGUUCUAACGACAGGAGCUGGCUGCAUUCUAGCGACAAACUCCGGGGGCAACAGAGACUAGAAGACAGAGCCAGGCUGCCGGAGCUACAGACUCAGCUCCUAAGGUCCGCUAUAUCUGCAGUGCGUCCGGGGGGUGUUGUCGUCUACUCAACCUGCACACUGUCAAGCUUGGAGAACUGCGCUGUAGUUGAGGCGGUGCUGAAAGACUUCCCUGAUGCGGAAGUUGAAAAUCUGUGGGAAGAGAUCGCUUUGCCUCUGUCCAAAUACUUUGCCGUUAUUUCACUCCCUGGUCAGAAACAGACAGAGCCCAAGCCGUCCCUGCAUCCAGUGAUUGGCUCUGCGUCCACUUCUCAUCAUAAGCUCGGCAUUCUGGUGCUUCCCCAGCCUGGCAGGACCUGGGGGCCAAUGUUUUUGUCUCGAAUUAGAAAAAAGGGAUAGAGUCCGACCUCCAGAACAAAGCAGAUGGGGGAAAUGCUAUUUCUCCGAGUCCUGUGUCAAUUCCAGAUCGUCUUUAAUCACAAAACUAUGCAAAGAAGUUUAGACAUUCAGAUGUAAACACAUCAGAGCAUAAAGGUUUUAAAAGGUUUCUAAGGUAAGGAACACAAUGUGUAGUCGAAGUUCAUCUGUCUAAGAGUGCUGUGUGAGAUUUUACAUUUAAGCAGCAAAUAAAAAGCAAACAUGG